Xyrauchen texanus (razorback sucker) is the source of this 3071-nucleotide messenger RNA. Its product is annotated as prisilkin-39-like. The coding region runs from base 138 to 1670 and encodes 510 amino acids. The transcript has 2 exons. Gene Ontology annotation, cellular component: membrane. The record is from RefSeq and is a predicted model, not a curated record. Lineage: Eukaryota; Metazoa; Chordata; Actinopteri; Cypriniformes; Catostomidae. Gene Ontology annotation, biological process: protein homooligomerization.
UAGUGACAACGCGCAUGCGCAGAGUGGCUCGUAUGUAGAACGAGCACGGUAGUGGAAAGUUUCAUAGUCACUAACGGGGACGCGCAUCCAAGGGACAUUAACCACAGGGGAGAACGCGCUGAAAUCAAAAAAGAGAAAUGGGUCGUCUAACCGUACUAUUUCUCUUGGCUCUUGUGGUCUCAGUUGUGUCCAAACGAGCUGGGGGUAGUAAAGGUGGAUUCAGCUGGGGCAAAGCUGGUGGUAGCUCAAACAAAGGUGGCAGCAGCAACUCUAAAGGCUCUUCAUCUCAAGGGUCACACUCGGCCCCAGCAAACUACCCUCGCCAACCUCAAGUACCAAAUCAGAAUCCACCCCCCUACCCUGGACGCGGUGGUAACCCAGCACCAGGUGGUUACCCAGCACAAGGUGGAUACCCACCGCAAGGUGGUUACCCAGCACAAGGUGGAUACCCACCGCAAGGUGGUUACCCAGCUCAAGGUAACUACCCAGGGCGUAGUGGUUAUCCAGGACAAGGUGGUUACCCAGCACAAGGUAGCUACCCAGGUGGUUCUUACCCCAACAGGAAUCCUGGACAAGCUGGAGGGUAUGGAAACCCCUACCCAGGUGGAGGCUCUUAUCCAGGGUAUCCAAACCGAGGGGGUUCCUACCCUGGUGGGGGUGUGGCAGGAGCAGGCGCAGGCGCAUAUCCAGGUGCUGCCCAGUACCCUUACUGGAACCCCAAUAACAAAAUCAUGAGCCCAGGCUAUGGUGGCAACUACGGUGGUCAAGGGUACGGUGGUGGUAGAUCGCCUUUCGCCCAGUCAGUGCAGAACAUGGGUAUGGCCCCUUCUUACAACUCAAGGGGGUUUGGCAGGCAGGCAGUUAUGGCUGCUGGAGUAGGGGCAGUGGCUGGAAUGGCUCUGGGAUAUGGCCUUGGGAGUUUCCCCCGCCCCCAUUUUAAUUUCCACAACCCGCAGGAGGAAUACUACUAUAAUAACUACAUGUACAGACGUUAUGGCCAAACACCCCCUAAUGGUAAUGUGAAUCAGAAUGGGAAUACCAACUCUCAAGGUGGCAGGCCAGUUGAUUCUGGUUUAACCCCUGAGGGUCAAGGAAAGAUUAACCCAUAUGACAUCUUCCAGAAUACUCCACCUCAGUCAUUUGACAACUUCAUGGACAAAUGCAUUAAGAGAACAGACUUGCUGCGACAGGAAAGUAGAUCGAGGAGAUUCACGGAGUUCCCUGAGCCUGAAGCUACACUAGGUGGCGAACUUGGAGUCGAGGACAACAGUCCCAGGGUCGCUCAAGAAGAUGCCAUGAGCAACAACAGUACAGUUGAAAAAGCCACGUCAGAAACCAGUUCAGAUACCACCUCGUUUGUAACCUCAAAGCUGUCCGAAACACAGAGUCAACCUCAAAGACAGAUUCAGGAAAUUGCAGCAGAAGAUGCCAAGGAAGACGACGAUACCGUGAGCAUUAUGGAGAUUGGCUAUCCUGUGCUAAUUGAGCAAAUGAAGGCACGGCGUUGUGUCGAGCUGUAUAUGGUCUACGCAGAACAGCAUGCAGAAAAACAGAUGCAGCAACGCAGCAACAUCGAUGAUCAAACCAACAGUGGCAGUGGUGACCUGCAUGGACCCCUUAACCAUGGAGUCAUGCUACUCCUUACUAGCAUUCUUGCCUGUUAUCUUUAGUUGCCUGCUACAUUAACAUUACUGGAAAGGGUUGCAGGUGACACCAUUGAGGCAAAUGUGUGAAAAUAUGAUUGAAAAAUAUCACCCAUCAUAUUUUAUUUUAGGAAUUAAUCUUGGAUGUUUAUAGCAUACCCUAAGGUACUGUAGUUUUUAAAAACUACUUUUAAAAGAGUCAAGUGAAAGUACCAACACUUGGUUUCAUUUAAUGAGCCACCUAAUAAUUUGACAUCGGCAUUGGUGUUCAUGUCAACACAUUUCAUACUUAAAACUUUGCAUAAGAGUUGAAAACGUUUGCAUACACUGUAUUGUCUUUUUCUGAAAUGACCAGUUGUUCAGUUCCUAUCACUGCCAGUGACGUUGCAUGUGGUUUUGUACACACUUCUACUGACUUCUCUUCCAAAACAUUAUAUUGCAUGACACUUUAUUAACCCCAGUUUAAACUAAGAGAUGCAUGGUAUUUGAGUUUCGCCCGUUGUUUUUCACUGGCAACAGCUAUAGAGACAAAGCAGCCAUGGCUAUAAUUUUUGUAUGACAUACCCAUACCCAGGGCUGGACUGGUAAUUUGGCACAACAAGCAUUUUCCCGGUGGGCCGAUGCACUUUGGGGCCGAUCAGGGGAGGACUGGCCAUCGGGAGAGCCGCGUUAAGCUAAAAUGAGCCGCUGUGUUAUGCAGAACGGACCACAAAUAGGUGCCGCGAUAUGCAGAAAAGGACAGCGAACACCCCCCCCAAACAACAACUAUUGGCUCAACCCAUAACACCCCCCCCCCCAAACAACUUUUGGACCAGUUGCUAUGUAAAAUCCUGGGCCAAUUUCUCUUCCCAGUCCAGCCCUGCCCUUACCCAUUUUUUCCCUGUUCUCAUGACCUCACUCCUACUUGUGUAGUAAAUGUUGAAAAUCUUGUGUUAGUGAUUUCUAUUUUUGAUUCUUUCUACUUUCUACUGACACAUUUAUUAUUGUUAAGUUAUGAAGUUUUUAAUAGUUUUUUCAUAGCCCUCCACUGUUUGUUUUAUUUAUUUUUUAGUUCAUCUGAAUGAUCAUAUCUGUUAGGUUUCAGCCUAUUACAUUUAAUAUAUAUAUAUAUAUAUACACAUGUAUUACAUAUAUACAUUACAUGGAAAAACAGAAUAUUUAGCACAUCUUGUUACGCUCUACAAAGCUGUAUGAGUUUGUUGCUGUGGUUUCUCUAAACAAUUUUGCUAAACACUCAAAUAGAUUAUCAACCUAGUUUAGCAAUCAUUUACCUAGAUGGACUGUGGCAACCACUGGAUGAACAGCAGGAGGCAGUGCUUAAGGCUCUAUUGUUACUCAGCUGCAUAUGUAAUGUUAUGCUUUUGAGAUAUUUUGAAUGUUUAAAUUUUUUUAAAUGUUGCUAUCACUGAGAAUAAAUUGAUUAUGAAC